GCAGGUUAGGAUGGUAUCUUAUAAACAUUGAGUCUGUUAAUGACGUAUAUCUCACAAAUCGCUUAGGAAGGGAGCAGGCCAACGUACCGCGAGCUCAACGUACUGCAGAGCUAUACUUCGUUAAAAACAGUCUAAUCUGGGAUGCCUUGGUAUGUUUCGUUGUAUACCGACGAGCUGAAUCAAACAAUAUCAGGGCGUCCCGGAUCUGAACAUUUUGAACGAAGUUAUAGCUCUGCGGUACGUUUGCCUUGCGGUACGUUGGGGUGUAACAGCUUAGGAAUUAUCUCAACGCACUGGUCAAGUUCAAAACAAGCUCAUUAUGACAAGUACCGCGAUCUAUGUCGCUCAAUCACUGCUUGUUACACAAAUAAUUCAACGUUAAAUAUUUCUGUUACUCAAAACAUAAGAAAAUUUAGGGAAUAA
Messenger RNA from Meloidogyne enterolobii, 423 nucleotides. The record is from the annotation of a GenBank genome assembly. Lineage: Eukaryota; Metazoa; Nematoda; Chromadorea; Rhabditida; Meloidogynidae.